GCCCUUACGCAGCUUGUGGUCACCAAUUGGGUUGGUGUCAUCAGGUUGUGAAACUGGUAUCAUGGCUGAGGAUACCGAUUCAUUUCCAAUGUUGGGAAGUGUUUACAGAGUUUCAGGUUCCAAGAUCAAUCACAUGAGCCAGAAUUUAGCCAAAAUCAAAACGAAUUCUUCACGGACUGGUGAUUCUCGGGUGAACUCAAGACAGUCCACGAACUUGGCUGGUGAUAGUGGUCCAAGAGCUUGUUAUCCUCAAAAUCCUAGUUCCAAUGUUUGGGGACAUCCAAAUGUAAUUUACAAGCUUGGAAAAUGGGGAAAUGGUGAAUCGGGAGAGACUGAAGGCAAAAGCCAGCAGGCUAACCCAAAACCCCACAAUGCUGUUGAAUAUGGAAAUAAUGAUGAAGUGGGUGACAAUGAUUCUGAUAUCAUGUUUGAUAGUGAUGAUGAUAUUUGUCUUGAUGAUGCUGAUGAUGAAAGCCAUGAAGAACGCAAGAAGAGCAAGUGGUUCAGGGCAUUCUUUGAUGACUUAGGUGGCCUGACCAAUGAGAAUAUAAAUUCACAUUCAAGGGAAUGGCAUUGCCCUGCAUGCCAAGGGGGUAUUGGUGCUAUUGAUUGGUACCAAGGGCUACAGCCCCUAAUGAAACAUGCCAAGACAAUAAAAGCUAGGAGGGUAAGACUGCACCGACUGUUUGCUGAAACUUUGGAGGGGGAGUUGCUGAGUCGAAAGCUCCAGUAA
Messenger RNA from Neltuma alba, 733 nucleotides. RefSeq names its product protein SUPPRESSOR OF GENE SILENCING 3-like. Gene Ontology annotation, biological process: defense response to virus; regulatory ncRNA-mediated gene silencing. The transcript is spliced from 2 exons. NCBI's taxonomy places the organism in Eukaryota, Viridiplantae, Streptophyta, Magnoliopsida, Fabales, Fabaceae. Bases 62 to 733 code for a protein of 223 amino acids. The record is from RefSeq and is a predicted model, not a curated record.